AUGUUACGCCCUAUUGUCAAAGCGCCGCUCCGUGCGGCCACGCUGGCCCGCGCUUCCGUGCGUUGCUCGCCGCUUGCCGCCUCGGUGCGUGGCACGCGUGUCCUGCACAGCACGGCGUCCGUAGUGCAGCAGGCGAAGCCUUCGCAGCCCUCGCCGAAUGACUCGUUCGCCAACACGACGAACGCGCACUAUGCCGACGUCAUGUACCGCCACUGGAAGGAGGACCCUACUUCGGUGCACGCUAGCUGGGAUGCCUACUUCUCGGGCCUCGAGAAAGGAUACCCCAGUGAGUCGUCCUUCACGCCUCCCCCGACUACCCUGAACAUGCCCAGCAGCACGGCGAUCCUGGAGGGCAACAACCACCCCGCUGACGACUACCUGAAGCUCCAACUGCUCGUCCGUGCGUACCAGGUCCAGGGCCACACCAUGGCCAGGAUCGAUCCCCUGCGCAUUAUCGAGCAGGCCGAGGACAAGACGCCGCGCGAGCUGAAGCCCUCGUACUACGGCUGGACGGACAAGGACCUCGACAAGGAGAUGCUCCUCGGUCCCGGUCUUCUUCCCAACUUUGUCAAGCAAGGUGUGAAGAAGAUGACGAUCCGUGAGAUUAUCGACACCUGUGAGCGCCUCUACUGUGGCUCGAUUGGCUGGCAGUACGUUCACGUCCUCGACCGCGAGACCUGUGACUGGCUGCGUGAGCGCAUCGAGGUCCCGGAGCCCUACAAGUAUACCGCGGACCAGAAGCGCAAGAUUCUCGACCGCCUGACCUGGUCGGACUCGUUUGAGCGCUUCAUCUCGUCCAAGUACCCCAACGAGAAGCGCUUUGGUCUCGAGGGUGGCGAGUCGCUCAUCCCCGGUGUCAAGGCGCUGAUCGACCGCUCGGUCGAGUACGGUGUGCGCAACAUCACCAUCGGUAUGCCCCACCGUGGCCGUCUGAACGUGCUCGGUAACGUCAUUCGCCGCCCGAUCGAGGGUAUCCUUCACCAGUUCGCCGACAACACCAACGAGGAGGGUGGCGGCGACGUCAAGUACCACCUGGGUGCCAACUACGUGCGCCCCACGCCGUCCGGCCACAAGGUCGCUCUCUCGCUUGUCGCCAACCCCUCGCAUCUGGAGGCCGAGGACCCCGUCGUGCUCGGCAAGACGCGUGCGCUCCAAGAGUUCGGCAACGACACGGACGACCACGUCGGCUCCAUGGCGCUGCUCAUGCACGGAGAUGCCGCGUUCGCUGGCCAGGGUGUCGUGUACGAGACGAUGGGCAUGUACAACCUGCCCAAUUUUGCCACCGGUGGCACGAUCCACAUCAUUGUGAACAACCAGAUCGGUUUCACGACCGACCCUCGCUUCUCGCGCUCGACGCCCUACCCCUCGGACAUUGCCAAGUCCAUCGACGCCCCCAUCUUCCACGUGAACGGUGACGACGUCGAGGCGGUCAACUUUGUGUGCAACCUCGCGGCUGACUGGCGCGCCAAGUUCAAGAAGGACGUCGUGAUCGACCUCGUGUGCUACCGUCGCCACGGUCACAACGAGACCGACCAGCCUUCGUUCACCCAGCCCCGCAUGUACGAGGCGAUCGCUCAGCAGGAGACCACCCUCAACCAGUACGCCGACCAGCUCGUCAAGGAGGGCACCUUCCCCAAGGAGGAGGUCGACGAACACGAGAAGUGGGUCUGGAGCGAGCUCGAGAGCGCCUACGAGAAGAGCAAGUCGUACGAGCCCGAGGAGCGCCAGUGGCUCUCGAGCGCCUGGGAGGGCUUCCCUUCGCCCAAGGAGCUCGCGGAGAAAGUCCUGGAGCAGCACGACACGGGUGUGGAGCUCGACACGCUCAAGCACAUUGGUACCGUCGCCUCGACCUACCCCGAGGACUUUACUGUGCACCGCAACCUCGCCCGUAUUCUCAAGAACCGUCUGAAGACGAUCGAGAGCGGCGAGAACCUCGACAUGAGCACCGCCGAGGCGCUUGCCUUUGGUUCGCUUGCCCUCGAGAACUUCAUGGUGCGUGUCUCGGGUCAGGACGUUGAGCGUGGUACCUUCUCGCAGCGCCACGCUGUCCUCCACGACCAGGAGAACGAGAACGUGUACGUCCCCCUGAUGCACGUGGGCAAGGACCAGGCCACCUUCCAGAUCUGCAAUUCGUCGCUCUCUGAGUUUGGUGCGCUCGGCUUCGAGCUUGGUUUCUCGCUGGUCGACCCCAAGAACCUGACCAUGUGGGAGGCGCAGUUUGGUGACUUUGCCAACAACGCCCAAUGCACCAUCGACCAGUUCAUCGUCUCGGGUGAGCGCAAGUGGGUGCAGCGCACCGGUCUCGUGAUGAACCUGCCCCACGGUUACGACGGCCAGGGUCCCGAACACUCGAGCGCCCGUAUCGAGCGUUUCCUGGACCUCUGUGACGACCACCCCUACCGCUUCCCGACCAAGGAGCAGCUCGCUCGCCAGCACCAGGACGCCAACAUGGCUGUCGUCUACUGCACUACGCCCGCGAACGUCUUCCACGUUCUGCGUCGCCAGGUGCACCGCGAAUUCCGUAAGCCGCUGAUCCACAUGUUCAGCAAGUCGCUCCUUCGUCACCCCGAGGCGCGCUCGCCGCUGAAGGACUUCCUGCCCGGCACUGGGUUCCAGCGCUACAUCCCUGAGCCCCACAACACCGAGGGCAAGGAUGAGCUCGUGGCGCCUGAGAACAUCCGCCGUCACAUUGUGACGGUCGGCCAGGCCUACUACGCGCUGCUCAACUACCGCCGUGAGCACAAGAUCAACGAUGUGGCGAUCUCGCGUAUUGAGCAGCUCUCGCCGCUCGACUACGAGUCGAUCGUUGCGUCGCUGGACAAGUACCCCAACGCCGACCUCAUGUUCGCACAGGAGGAGCCGCUCAACAACGGUGGCUGGCCCUACCUCGCUCCCCGUCUGCGCAUGACGUGCAACCAGACUGAGCACCACAAGGGCAAGGAGUUCCUGGUCUCCUCGCGCCCCCCGUCGUGCUCUGUCGCGACCGGUCACAAGGCCGCCCACAUUGCUGAGCUGAACGCUUACCUGGAGGGCGCCUUUGACCCGGAGCACACUAUGCUCUGA
This is a messenger RNA of Malassezia japonica, 3063 nucleotides long. It is a transcript of the gene KGD1, whose product is annotated as oxoglutarate dehydrogenase (succinyl-transferring). Lineage: Eukaryota; Fungi; Basidiomycota; Malasseziomycetes; Malasseziales; Malasseziaceae. Gene Ontology annotation, molecular function: thiamine pyrophosphate binding; oxoglutarate dehydrogenase (succinyl-transferring) activity. The transcript has a single exon. Gene Ontology annotation, cellular component: mitochondrion; oxoglutarate dehydrogenase complex. Gene Ontology annotation, biological process: tricarboxylic acid cycle. The record is from RefSeq and is a predicted model, not a curated record. Bases 1 to 3063 code for a protein of 1020 amino acids.